Nothobranchius furzeri (turquoise killifish) is the source of this 1321-nucleotide messenger RNA. It is a transcript of the gene s100b, whose product is annotated as S100 calcium binding protein, beta (neural). Gene Ontology annotation, cellular component: nucleus; cytoplasm. Lineage: Eukaryota; Metazoa; Chordata; Actinopteri; Cyprinodontiformes; Nothobranchiidae. Gene Ontology annotation, molecular function: calcium-dependent protein binding; calcium ion binding; RAGE receptor binding. The record is from RefSeq and is a predicted model, not a curated record. Gene Ontology annotation, biological process: positive regulation of cell population proliferation; positive regulation of canonical NF-kappaB signal transduction.
GUUUUGUUUAGUUCCUGCUCUGGUCCGAGACCAGAGAUCCCGGUUCUGAGCGGCGGUCCGGUGGAGUGAGUGGGGGUGGUUCCGCCUCAUUGGUCAGCGGGUUGACCGACAGGAUUGCUGACCUCAGAUCUGCUCCUCCCGGCUCCACCAGGCUGCUGCAGUAUAAAACCUGCAGCCUGAGUCUGCGGACACACACGCUGUGCAGGAACACACACACACCAACGACACGAAGGUUUUUACACGUUCAUCCCUGGAGCUGAAAACAUCUGUCAGGAGACGAUGAGCGAACUGGAAAACGCCAUGGCGACCAUCAUCGCCGUGUUCCAGAAGUACUCCGAGCGAGAAGGGGACAAACACAAGUUGAAGAAGAGCGAGCUGAAGGAUCUGCUUCAUGACGAGCUGCCAGACCUGAUGGCGCAUGUGAAGGACCAGUCCACCCUGGACAGCCUGAUGGAGAGCCUGGACACAGACGGAGACUCUGAGUGCAACUUCCAGGAGUUCAUGGCAUUCGUCUCCGUGGUUACCGCCUGUUGCCAUGAGUUCUUUGUACAUGAGGACGAAUGAGGACACGGAGACAAAAGAGAGCAGAAACUGUGGAGACGUUAGACUAGUCCAGACCAGAGGUAGCCUCACCUAGAACUAGUUUAAAUCUGGCUAAUCUGGUUUAAACUCAGUUAUUCCAGUGCUUUAGAAGCUUUACUCCUUACAUUUGAUGUUGGUAUUAAAGACUAACAAGUUUUAUUUUGUCCAGUUUCUGAUUUUAAGAAUUUCUGGAAAUUUUAAAGAAUAAAAGCAUUUCGGACAAUUUGUAUAAAAGGAUACAUUUUCUAAAAUGUCUGAUUUUGGUUUAAAAAUAUCAGAAAAUUUAACAAAAAGCUAAUUUAUUUAAAAAUUGGUGGUCAGAAGGUUUGUUUGUUUUUAUUUUGGUGGGUGUGGUUGAUUAAAUUCCAAUUUGAAACAUGUAGGAUAAAAGAAUCAAGCAACAUAUUUUGCUCUUAAAUAAUGUUAUUUUAUCAUUUCCAGCUAAUCUGACAUCUGAUGUUUCUAUUUAAUUUAAUAGAUUUAAACGUAGUUUUGUUCAAAUGAACACAAUUUGGUUUAAAGUUUCGGUUAUUUGAUGUUUUCUUGUUUAAAAUGUUUAGCAAACUAUUUAAUUUCUCAUGUUAAUUUAGAAACUUGCAUUUUCACAAUGAAGAAGUUUAAGCAGAAGAUUUUUCUAACUUUAUUUUGUAGUUUUAGUUUUGUUUACUGCAGGUCAUUUUUUUUGUUUGCUUGUUUUAGUUAAAAAAAAUCUGAAAAUAAAAAUGUGGAUGAAAACAGA